AUGCCUCCCAAGAAGCAGGUUCAAGAAGAGAAGAUCCUGCUGGGUCGUCCCGGCAACAACUUGAAGAGUGGUAUUGUCGGUCUUGCCAACGUCGGCAAGUCAACUCUGUUCCAGGCCAUCACCAAGUGCAACCUUGGCAACCCGGCCAACUUCCCCUAUGCUACCAUCGACCCUGAGGAGGCUCGCGUCAUCGUACCAGAUGAGCGAUUUGACUGGCUGUGCGAGAAGUACCAGCCCAAGUCGAGGGUCCCGGCCAACUUGACCGUCUAUGAUAUCGCCGGUCUGACCCGUGGUGCCUCGACUGGUGCUGGUCUCGGCAAUGCCUUCCUUUCACAUAUUCGCGCCGUCGAUGCCAUCUUCCAAGUGGUGAGAUGCUUCGAUGAUGCUGAGAUUAUUCACGUCGAGGGUGAUGUCAACCCUACUCGUGAUCUCGACAUUAUCAGCGAGGAGCUGAGGCUCAAGGAUAUCGAGUUUAUCGAGAAGGCUCUCGAGAACCAAAAGAAGAAGACGCGCCAGGGCGGUCAGAGUCUGGAGCAGAAGAAGGCCAGAGAAGAGGAGGCCUGCAUCGAGAGGAUCCUUCAGUGGGUGAAGGACGGCAAGGAUGUCCGAAAGGGCAACUGGACGCCCAAGGAGGUCGAGAUCAUCAACCCUCUAUUCCUCCUGACAGCCAAGCCGGUCGUCUACCUGGUUAACCUGUCAGAGCGGGAUUACACGCGCAAGAAGAACAAGCAUCUUCCCAAGAUUGCUGAGUGGAUCAAGGAGCACGCGCAGGGCGACCCGAUCCUGCCCAUCUCGGUCUCGUUCGAGGAGCGGCUGACGCGCUUCGAGACCGAGGCCGAGGCCCAGGAGGAGUGCAAGAAGCUGGGUAUCGAGUCCGCCCUGCCCAAGAUCAUCCUGUCCAUGCGCAAGGUCCUCAACCUUGGCAGCUUCUUCACGUCGGGCACGGACGAGGUCAGGCAAUGGACGAUCCGCAACGGGACCAAGGCGCCUCAAGCGGCGGGCGUCAUCCACACCGACUUCGAAAAGACCUUUAUCCAGGCCAUUGUGUACAACUUCAGUGUCCUCAAGGAGCUUGGCGAUGAAGCCGAGGUCAAGGCCAAGGGCAAGAUGAUGACCAAGGGCAAGGACUACGUGGUAGAGGACGGCGACAUAUUGCUCAUCAAGGCCGGUGCGGCAAAGAGCUAA
Thyridium curvatum is the source of this 1185-nucleotide messenger RNA. RefSeq lists its product as uncharacterized. Gene Ontology annotation, cellular component: cytoplasm. Gene Ontology annotation, molecular function: GTP binding; ATP hydrolysis activity; ATP binding. The record is from RefSeq and is a predicted model, not a curated record. Bases 1 to 1185 code for a protein of 394 amino acids. Lineage: Eukaryota; Fungi; Ascomycota; Sordariomycetes; Thyridiales; Thyridiaceae. The transcript has 3 exons.